This is a messenger RNA of Scophthalmus maximus (turbot), 1629 nucleotides long. It is a transcript of the gene hsdl2, whose product is annotated as hydroxysteroid dehydrogenase like 2. Lineage: Eukaryota; Metazoa; Chordata; Actinopteri; Pleuronectiformes; Scophthalmidae. The record is from RefSeq and is a predicted model, not a curated record. The coding region runs from base 141 to 1394 and encodes 417 amino acids. The transcript is spliced from 11 exons. Gene Ontology annotation, cellular component: mitochondrion.
GGAUCUUUGUCUGCAGACCGGAAGUUGUUGGAGCAGGUGAUACGUAACAUCCGGUUGGUUAUGAAGCUCCUCAGUAGGUGAAAGGUGAAGAAGACGACGAGGCGCCAUCAGAAACCAACUGGACCUUUGAGACCGCGACGAUGCUGCAGAACACAGGGAAGUUAGCCGGCUGCACGCUCUUCAUCACCGGAGCGAGUCGGGGGAUCGGUAAAGCCAUCGCGCUGAAGGCUGCGAGAGACGGAGCAAACGUCGUCAUCGCUGCCAAGACAGCGGAGCCUCACGCCAAGUUACCUGGAACCAUCUACAGCGCCGCGCAGGAGGUGGAGGCGGCGGGGGGUAAGGCGUUGCCGUGUGUCGUGGACAUACGUGAUGAGCAGCAGGUGGGAGCAGCUGUUCAGAAAGCUGUGGACACGUUUGGAGGUAUCGACAUCCUGGUGAACAACGCCAGCGCCAUCAGUCUGACGGGAACGUUAGAGACGCCGAUGAAGAAAGUGGAUCUGAUGCUGGGAGUCAACCUGAGGGGAACGUACCUGACGUCGAAGCUGGUCAUCCCUCACCUGCUGAAGAGUCGCAGUCCUCACAUCCUGAACCUUUCACCGCCUCUCAACCUGAAUCCCGUCUGGUUCAAGAACCACACAGCGUAUACGAUGGCAAAGUACGGUAUGUCCAUGUGUGUCCUGGGGAUGGCCGAAGAGUUCAGAGGUCAAAUCGCUGUCAACGCCCUCUGGCCGAAAACUGCGAUCCAGACGGCGGCCAUGGACAUGUUGGGCGGGGAGGAGGUCGGUAAACAGUGCCGCACCGCCGACAUCAUGGCGGACGCCGCCUACGCCGUCCUUUCCCGACCGACGGACUUCACGGGUCACUUCCUGGUGGACGAGGACAUCCUGAAGGAGCAGGGGGUCCGAGACUUCGAGCAGUACGCCGUCCAACCAGGUCACCCCCUGCUGCCGGACUUCUUCCUGGACGAAGCCCCAGAGACUCUGGCUCAUCAGAUGGAGCAACAUGGAGCAACUCCAGCCUUCAAACCACCCCCAUCGUCUUCGACCACGCCCCCUUCUGGUGGACCAAUCGAAAGCACGUUUGAUGUCAUCAGAGCCGUCAUCAACGACGACGUCGUCAAGUCGACGCAGGGGAUUUAUCAGUUUGACCUAUCAGGAGAACAUGGGGGCAUUUGGUUUCUGGACCUGAAGAGCGGCUCUGGCCGGGCGGGGCCGGGUCAGCCGCCAAUCAAAGCUGAUGUUGUCAUGACAAUGGACUCCAAGGACUUCACGAAGAUGUUCGCAGGGAAGCUGAAGCCGACAUUGGCCUUCAUGUCGGGGAAGCUCCGGAUCAAAGGCGACAUGACGCUCGCCAUCAAGCUGGAGAAGCUGAUGGGCCGCAUGAGCAAACUGUGAGACGGAGGCUCCUCCCACUGUGCCCACCAGGCCCCGCCCCUGAGUGUGUUUGUGUGUCGCUGUACAUGUUGCCUUGACAAUAACAAUGUUAAUAAAUAUAAUACGACAUGAGUGAAAUCUGUUGAUAAUAACCUGUGGUUGAGUUAUGACUCUGCUCAUGUUAACACUACUAACGAGUUAGCUUAGCAUCAGCUGACAUUUUUAUUAAGGUUUUAAUAAACAUUCUUUAAAAGUC